Messenger RNA from Aspergillus saccharolyticus JOP 1030-1, 1235 nucleotides. RefSeq lists its product as uncharacterized. The record is from RefSeq and is a predicted model, not a curated record. NCBI's taxonomy places the organism in Eukaryota, Fungi, Ascomycota, Eurotiomycetes, Eurotiales, Aspergillaceae. Bases 256 to 1002 code for a protein of 248 amino acids. The transcript has a single exon.
UAGCAUGCGGACUGCCAGGAAGCUGAAAGAAAGGGGGGUCCGGGGGUUCUCCCCCGGAACGUCUUACAUAUAACUCGGAUUAAGGUACUACACAGCAGAGUCCAAGACCAACACAGCGGAAUCACAAGUUAUAAAAAACAGAAAAAUAUCGUCAUUUUAAACUAAACACUGCAUCUGUACUGAGACACAACCUAUAUACGCCAACGAAGCAACAUCCAGUGUAUCUCGAUCCAUACCCACAAAAAUGUCACUUUUAUGCCCGCUCAAGCCACAACAAUUGACGGGGUCUGCAAUCGGUGCAACCAGGCACGUGGCAGCCGUUACCACCUCUCUUCAUUCACCAUCAUCAUCACCUUUCAGCCAGCACAGCACAGCCAGCCGACCCCCUAUACUCACCUGGAUCACCUCAACCACUUCCAGUCGUGCUGCGAUCGAAGAAUUUCGUUCGGUCGGGGCGGGAAAUGGUCGUCCCACCGAUCCGACUUAUUGUACAGGACGGGCAGGAGCCCCUGUUUGGCCUGCAGCUGGGUGUUCUGCCAGGCAUGCUCCGGGCGGGCGGCGAUGAGGCGGAUCUCCCUCAGUAUUUUCUCGAUCUGGGGCCCCUCGGUGUGGAGACAGAAGGCGGUGCGCGGAUCAUCCCACAACCCCAGAUCGAAGAUGAGGUCGCCGGGGCCCCGGACAAAGAAUUUCACCUGGCUGCCCUGGAUAAUGCCGCCAAAGCUCACCGGCGCCUGCGCCGCCUUGUAUCUGUGGCUGGGCCACUGCGACAGCAGGACGGGCCAGUCCACCCCCUUGAAGGAGCUGUCGGUGCGGAUCAGCGUCAAGUGCUGGCCCCCCCAGCCGGUGCGCACUGUCAUCACCCCAUACACCUGGCUCGUGUUGCCGCCGAAGGCCAUCGUGCCCCGUACCAUUGUCUGCUCCAGCCACGGCAUGAACCCCAGGUACGGCGGGAAGAUCUGCGUGAGCUUGUUCAUCCAGAGCGCUGCCAGCGAGGGUUGGUAGUGUCGGUAGGCCUGCGUGACGGGGUCGGCCCGCUCGGAGCGCAGUUUGUAGAUGUAUGUCUGGUCGGAUGCCAUGGAUGCGGAUUGUGGAAGGUUAAUCGGUGAGGAUGGGGUCGGUGCGUUGUGGGCGGGCUGUUUUGCUGCUGCUGAUGCGUUAUUAGCCUGCGAAGAGUUCUUAGCAAGGGUUCACCUUUUUUCUUUCUGUCUUCUCUGUCCAAAAAGCGGUGGGGUCAU